Heterocephalus glaber (naked mole-rat) is the source of this 1907-nucleotide messenger RNA. RefSeq names its product LIM domain containing 2 (gene Limd2). The record is from RefSeq and is a predicted model, not a curated record. Lineage: Eukaryota; Metazoa; Chordata; Mammalia; Rodentia; Bathyergidae.
CGGGGGCGGCACCGGGAUAAGGCGGGGACCACUGGCAGCUGCGGCAGCUUGCUCCCGCUCCCUCCUCGCACCCGAGGCGGCCCUUGCAAACUAACCCCCGCCCCGAGGCGUAGGCCGGGGCCCGAACCCAGCGGGUGCCGAGUCUCAGCCCGGGACCUCCAUCACUUCCGAAGAGCCAUGUUCCAGGCUGCAGGAGCCGCCCAGACCACCCCCUCUCAUGAAGCCAAAGGCGGUGGUGGCAGCAGCACUGUGCAGCGCUCCAAGUCCUUUAGCCUGCCGGCCCAAGUGAAAGAGACCUGCACCGCCUGCCAGAAGACUGUGUACCCCAUGGAGCGGCUGGUGGCUGACAAGCUUAUUUUCCACAACUCUUGCUUCUGCUGCAAGCACUGCCACACCAAGCUGAGCCUGGGCAGCUAUGCGGCUCUGCACGGCGAGUUUUACUGCAAACCCCACUUCCAGCAGCUGUUUAAGAGCAAAGGCAACUACGAUGAGGGGUUCGGCCGCAAGCAGCACAAGGAGCUCUGGACCCACAAGGAGGUGGACUCUGGCACCAAGACAGCUUGAGGUCCCCGUGACCUUCUGCUCCCUCCGCAGAGGGCCUGGAACUGGGCCAUAGGAAGGAUGGGAAAGAGGUUGAUUUUAGGCUUGGGUGGGCUGCAGGGUGGGAAGGGGGCGAAGCUCCUCAGGCAGAAAGUACCAGGUGCAGGGCUCUGCUCUAUGAUUCCUUCCUCCUCCCUCAGCGGGUAGGGGUUUGGGAGCCAGGAUUAGAGUUUGCGCUCCACCCUGCUUCCUUCUUUCAGCCUACCCCACCCCACCUCACAACCCCCUGGGAGGCCCCCCAAGACCAGUUUCCCUAACUAGGUGCCUUUUCUCCAGCAAGGAGUCAGCAUGCCCCCCUCAGGGUCCCAAGCACCCUCACUGCCACCUAGGCUGUGUGCAGCCGCCAAGUCUCCCCAUCUACCUCUACUCAUAACCUGCUCCUGAGCUACAGGGACCGGAAGUAGAGUGAGUGCGCCGCCUGCUGGGCCUCAUGGACGCCACCUCUGCAGUCGGGGGAGGGGAUGGGGAAGUGGCCUGGCAAGGCAGGACCUGCCUUUUUGGGGCUUGGGACCCUCUUACACCAGGAAGUUAAAAGCUUCUGCCAGGCUGAGAGCCUGAGACCUGCUGGGUGAGCAGCUUCCAUGCUCCCUUGCUCUCCCUUAUUCCUGCCCCUAUGACUGAUGUGAUCACCCGUUUUAAACACGUUUAAAUAGAUCUUGACUCUGUAUUAUGUGGCCUGAUGGGGGGCUUUGUGGCAGGAAGAAUGCAGACCCACCCUAUGGAGGGGAAGGGGGAACAGCCCUAGAACACUCUUGGCUUUGGUGUGGGGGGCAGAAAUGAGUGUCAGGGAAAUAGCGAGCCAGCUUAAGAAAGGGAUGCUCUUCCACCAAACAAGGCACCACCUCUGCAAUUGUGACUGAAACCCACUCUGCCCCCCCAGCUUUGAGUUGGUUAAGACACUCCAGGUCCACUGACUCAGAUUUUGUUUUGAAGAGGAGGGCAGGAGGCAGAACCCUUGACUCCUUGUCUGACCCUUCUAGCUGGUCUCAGCUGUCCAGCUCCUCUCAGUAUCAGCCAGCCCUGUGGCCUGGAAUCUGCAAGGAAUGGUGGGAACCUGUAGGUGCUACUGAAGGUCUUAGCGACUGCUUUUUUUUUUCCUGUCCUUUCCCUUAUUGCUGCACUUUUGUGGUGCCUUUUCAAAUUCUGGGGUUAACAUUUCUGUUGGACUUAAGGAGAAGCUGUUUGCUUGCUCCUGAGAACCCAGGAGCAUGGAAGGAUGGCAGUUUACAGCAAAUAAGGCAAGCUUGGAGGACCUAAAACACCCACCCUACCCCCUCAUGACAAAUAGAAGUCUGGAUUGUCCUGAA